CUGGCACCUUUUGCUUUGACAGCAGUUAGGAGAAGCAGCGAGCAGCGAAAGAAGCAGUCCGCAACCAUUCACGAGAUAUUAUUGUUGGGUUAUACAGAUUGGAUAUUUACACCAUUUUAUGGAAUCGUUUCAAUUUCGUUUGGCGAGCGGUGGCGCAAUUUUAAACACCUUUCAUGAAAUGUCACAGCAUGUCUUUGAAUAUUUUCAAUCACAUAUCUUCCUUGGCUUCGUGAAAGUAAUUUAGAUAGAAAGAACACAGACGAUAAUUUUCACAAGACAUUUGUGCUUAUUCUUUCAAGCAGGAUGGUGUCAUACAGUUUCAUAUUCACUUUGGUUAUUGCUGUGGCAUGGGAAGUUAUCGGUGAACCACAAACUCUACCUUCACCCUCAACGCAGCUAAAUUCAACAUCAUCCAUUCAUGGAGGGGAUUUGUCAAAUAACGACACAGAUAAGACCGAAUCAAGAAUGUCUUCAAUGUUACAAUAUCUUCCUACUCUUAAAAAUACUGUAAUUAUUAUUUGCGCGCUAACAGCUGUUCUCAUCACGUGCUUGGUAAUCAAAGUGAUCAGAUCUGGACGGAGAAUCAGGAAAACACGAAGGUAUGACAUAAUCACGACACCAGCAGAGCGAGUAGAAAUGGCUCCUUUGAAUGAGGAGAAUGAUGAUGAAGAGGACUCCACCCUCUUUGAUGUCAAGUACAGGUGAAUGCCAGCAUUAAACAGAGGAUGUUGGAUUUUGAACCCACCAUUUUCUCCAGUGGAAACACAACCCAAGGAUAUGUUUUGUAAAGCUGUUCCCUGAUGUAUUCAGUGUUUGGUAACUUCUGUCAAGUCUAGUCAAGUUACCCAUCUCACCCAAUAUUUUCAGAAGAGGUACCUCGGUUGGCUUGUUUUCUAGAAUGUAUUCUGAUUGUGAACAUGCUGUAUUUACAAUCAUUUUGUACACAUCAUACACUUCUAAUGCAGAAGACUCAUCUUCAGAGGGAUACUGCGCCCAGCUAGCUCAGUAAAUGCAUAUCCUCUUUAAGCUAAAACUAAAUACAUAGAGAACAUUUGAUGGCUUCUGCGUAAAGGAAAUCCUCUGGCUGUCCUCUAAUGCUUAUGGUAUAUUAUUCACUGUAAUAUUAGUUGCAUUCCUCAGAUUAUUAGUUUCAUAUGUAUGGUUUGCACACUGAAGAAUACUUAUUUACUAGUCUGGUGCAAAGAUUAUUUUAAUUGGCAACUAUUCGGCUAUUCCAAAUAUUACACUAACCACUAAAAUAUGCAUACACUGUAAAUUGUCUGAGGCUUUCUGUCCUCUGUCUCGUGGUUGGUUUGGGUGCAUAUGUUUUCCUGUGUGUGUUUCAGAGUCUCCCAUUUUGCUGCUAUCUCUAACUGGGGGUUGGUUAAGGUUUUAAGUGCAUAUAAGUAUAGUGGAAAACUGUUCAUAGAAUAGACUUUGCAGGGUAUUGAAAAGAAAUGUAUGUUUCUCAAAAGCUGGAUUGUAAAAAAAACGACAACAACAUACAUAUAUGUUUGUGUGUGUGUGUGUGUGUGUGUGUGUGUGUAUAUAUAUAUAUACAUACACACACACACACACACAC
Oncorhynchus tshawytscha (Chinook salmon) is the source of this 1582-nucleotide messenger RNA. It is a transcript of the gene fam174b, whose product is annotated as family with sequence similarity 174 member B. Lineage: Eukaryota; Metazoa; Chordata; Actinopteri; Salmoniformes; Salmonidae. The transcript has 3 exons. The record is from RefSeq and is a predicted model, not a curated record. Bases 304 to 705 code for a protein of 133 amino acids.